GGGAUAAACUGCCACUAGGCUGAGGAAAAUGGAAUGGCUGAUAGAAGGCCUGCUUGGGACUGAAGGGGACAUGGGGCUUCUUUGGAGCCAGUUGACCCAUGCCCUGGCCUGCAGACACUGUGGCAGCAGCUGCCUCCAGAGUCCAGGGAAUCUGGUAACACUAUUCUUGUUCAUGAUUUGGCAGAUUCGGAGGUGGUGGCAACUUGGGAGCUGGCGACAGCUUCAACUCUGGUACUCUGGGGACAUGAUGCAAAGCAAGAGCCUACCACUUCUGUACCAUGUGGCUUUCCUUGAUCACUUAUGGAAGCAGAAGUCAGAGGAGGAAGAGGAAGAAGAGGAGGAAGAAGAGGAUGUGUCUCUGGAUCCACUGAAGCCAUGUUCUCUUCCCAAAGAAGCUCCCCUUGGAGAAGAAGCCACCACAGCCCCAUCUCAACCACCUUGUGGUCCUGAGGACCUCCAAAAAGCCAUACGGACACCAAAGCAAGUACAUACACGCACCCCAAGCCCUUCCAGAUCCUUCCCCACCUUUCAGAUCCUGACCAACCUGCCUAUGAAGCACAAAACAGCAUCAGGAAACUAUCUACAUCAGAGAAAAAGCCAGUUCUUCUGGGGUCUCCCCUCUCUGCAUAGUGAGUCCUUGGAGGCCAUCUUGCUGAGCUCAGGUGGCCCCUCUCCCCUAAAGUUGUCUGUUGGUCCUUCUGCCUUCUUCAACAAGCUUGCCUUCCUGCCUAGAUCCAACCUUCUGCUUCCCCAGUACUGCUCCCCAACUCAGCCUCCUACCCAUGAAAUCCAUACUACAGAAGAUAGGGAAGGGAUGGCUCUUGAUCCUCAGCAAUUUUCUCCUCCACCUUCCCCUUCUGUCCCAUCGCUACCCUUUCAUCCUAAGUCCUUUCCCAUGGACCACAAGGGAGUCCUGUCUUGUGCUAAGGCACAUACACAGUGGUUUAUGCAGCAGAAAGAAGUCCCUUGGGUCUCUGAGGAUCAAACCCUGCACCUACAACCUGAACUCCAAAGAACCAGAUGCUCCAAGCUCUCCCCCUACUCUGAGGUCUGGUGGGAUGUACCACAGGAUCCCAGACUCCAACAACACAUUCUAGAUUCACUCUCUGCCUCUCUGCUAUAUCAUUCUAGCCUUCUGGGAUUCCUGACAAGGUUUGAGGCCCCAUGGAAGGCUAUGGAGCAAAACAAGGACCCCAAGGCCUCUGCGCCUGCAAAGCCAGCUCCCAGCUCAACCCUGGCCUCCCUUUCAGAACUCCAGGAAGUCAGCCCAAUAGAAGGGCUGCCUGGAUCCCAGGUCCUCUGGGAAACCACAGGACAAAGAGAGCAUCCUCAGAUCUCUGAGCCUUCAAUCCUGGUCCCUUGCCAAUCUGUAGACCCCAUGACAAAGUCUCAAGGAACUAGCCCCCUGGGAGCUCCACCUGGAUAUAAGACUCAGUGGAGAACCACAGUUUGUAAAGAGAAUUCUCAAGCCUUUGUGCCUCCAAUGACGGCUCCCUGCCAACUCCCAGAUGCUCUGUCAGAACUCCAGAAAGUCAUCCCUGAAGGAGGACUUUCUGCACCUAAGGACUUCUGGGAAACCAUGAGUCACAGAGAGAGCCCACAGAUCUCUAGGUCUCCAAUGCCAUCCCCCUACCCUCCCCUAGAUCCCCUGCCAGAACCCCAGGGAGGCAGUUCUCUGGGAGAUUCACCUAGGUAUAAGCUCCAAUGUGGACACAGAGAAAAUUCAGGAAACCCUUGGGCCUUUAAGCCCUCAGCCCUAGACCUCAGCCCAGGGCUCUAUGGAACCAGGCCUGAAUGUGUCCCACCAAGAUCAGAGACUCCAUGGGAAGGUAAGCAGAGUAGAGAUAAUCUAUGGGUCUCUGCAGACCCAGUUUCUUCUCCCAGUCUUCCCUCAUCCUCUCUGCUGGUAUCCCUAGAAAUGAGUUCCCAGGAAGUCUUGUCUGAGUCCAAAACGUUGGGAGGGCAGAGAGAAAACCUCUGGACCUCUGAGUCCCCAGCCCCUGCCUAUAGCCCAUCUCUAGCUUCCAUUCUAGAAUUCCGCAGAAUCAAUCCUAUGGGAGGCCUCACUAGAUCAGAAGCUGCAUGGAAGGACAUUGAACAUUCUAGGCAUUCCUGGAUUUCUGAGCCCCCAUCUCUGGCCCUCAGCCCACCCCCAGUUCUUAUAUUGGAGCCCCUCAUAGCUAGCCCCACAGGGGUCCUGUUUGAUUCUGAGGCUAGAUAUGGGGAUAUAAAAAGGAGAAAGAACUCUUGGACUUCUGAGCUUCCAGUUUGCAGCUUACCCCAAGACCCACAUGGAACCAGAUCUUUGGGAGCCCUGUCUGAGUGUGAACCUAUUGAAGGGAACAAGCAGAAAGAAACCUGUUGUGUUCCUGGGUCCCCACUGUGGGACCCCAGUCCACCUCCAAACUCUAAGUCAAAGUCUCACAUAAGUGAGCCUCCUAGAGACCAAUGUACCUGUAAGCCUAAGGGAAAAGCAGUGGAGCAGAGAGACAACUGCUGGGCCACUGAGCUCCCAGCCUCAACCCCCAGAUCUCUCUCUGCUCCUCUACUAGAUCCACAUAUUGACCUUGAGUUUGUGUGGAGGAAUGUGCAACCAAGAGGGAUCCCCCAGGACUCCAGCCCUCCAGCAAUGGAUCUCCUGCAUCCAAUACCCUGGCCUCCCACCUUAGCUAAAGCUCUGAAGAUUGAGCCCAACCAGUCUGACAUACCCAAGAGAGAGUUGUUCCCAGGGGCAAAGGCAGAGACUCCAUCCUCCCAGAGAGAGGCUGUCCCAGAGGUGCCCUCCACCUCUGGGAUCCAGGCCUGGCACUGGAGUAGAGAGUUGGGACUCAGGCUAAAAAAACUACAGCAGAGCCCCGCUUCCAGAUCCCCUGACCCAAGUCAAUCAUUUGGCAGCUCCCUUGCCCUGAGCUCCACAACUCCAGGCUCCUGGAGACUCUCUACAUGCCCCCCACAGCAGAAUAAUCCCCCUAAUUUGUGCCCCCACUCUUCAAGCUGUCAUCCCCCAAAAGUUCACAGCACAGUAGCUCAGCCUGUCCAGAUCUCCCACUGUUAUCACUCCCACUCUUCUUCCCAGCCUCUGCCACAAAGGUCUGGCAGGGCCGAACAAGGGUCUCAGAAAGAGGAAAGAGUGAAGGUGAAGAUGGUGGCCCAGGUCUCAUCCCAGGGGCCAUGUGCUCGCAUACAGACUGGUGAGAAUGGCCCAGACCUAAGCGAACCCUUAAACCCUGAGGUUCUGGCCUCAGGCAAUGGAAAGAACAAGGCUUCAACCCUAUCUUCAGCCAAAAAGAGAGAGAGACCCAGGAAACCCAAAGCAGGAGACCACAGAAGAGGGGAUGCAAGACUGGUGUCAUCCACAGUUACAGGGAAGAGCCACCCAGCCCAGGCCAGAAGACCAGUGGAAGGUCCUUUAAACAGACUUUCCCAAAGAUCUCAGCAUAAGGACCAGAGUUCUCGACACAUUGCUUUCCCUCAGCAGCUUCACUCUAAGGCUGCAGGUCCCCCAAUUCAGCAAGGGGCAGGGCUGAGAGCUGGUGACAUCCUGACCCCUCAACACUGUAAGCACUGCCAUUGGGUCCACAUGGAAAAGCAUCUCUCUUCCCCCACACCUCGGGUUCCACUUACCAGGAGUCUCCAAAGAAUGUUAGCCAAGUUUCUGGGUACCCGGCCCCUGCCAACUAAAUCCAGUAAGAGGAGGAAAGACUGGUAGUACUGACACCCCAUA
This is a messenger RNA of Canis lupus familiaris (dog), 3724 nucleotides long. RefSeq names its product chromosome 11 C9orf131 homolog (gene SPATA31G1). The record is from RefSeq and is a predicted model, not a curated record. NCBI's taxonomy places the organism in Eukaryota, Metazoa, Chordata, Mammalia, Carnivora, Canidae.